AUGGUAGUUGUCCAUUCCGUCGUAGCCGCGGUGCUGGAUAUGGUCAAAAGGGAGCGAAUUAACCUAACUGGAUGGUCAUCAAUUCCCAAGACUCCAAGGACUGUAGUGGGACCUUGGGAAGUUUACUUGAGCCUAUCCGCUGGCGUUUUGGGCCUCAGCAAUGCAUCUCCACAACACCGUCACGGUGGCUGUCGCGACAUGCUGCCUCAUUUCGCUGCCCGCGAAUUGCAUCCAAGAAGCUAUAAGCGGUUUGCCACGGAAACGGAAUGGAAAUCUGGGAGUGGAAGUGGAGUUGUGAAUAUCGAUCACUUAAGCUCGAGCCUUGAAGAGGGGGUUUCCGUUAUGAGACCUAGGAGACAUUCAACAACCUCGAACAGAGCUAGAUUCCAGGCUUGA
This is a messenger RNA of Paracoccidioides lutzii Pb01, 396 nucleotides long. RefSeq lists its product as hypothetical. The record is from RefSeq and is a predicted model, not a curated record. The transcript is spliced from 2 exons. Bases 1 to 396 code for a protein of 131 amino acids.